UCAUCUGUUUGUCUGUAUCUCUUGGAUUGAAAAUGAGUCAAGAACAACCCAUCAAAUACGGCGACGUAUUUCAAGUCUCAGGAGAGUUGGCUAACAAAGCCAUCACCCCAGAAGAUGCCGCCACCAUGCAAUCCGCCGAAAAUAUGGUCCUUGGUCACACCCACAAAGGAGGACCUGCCGCCGUCAUGCAGUCUGCGGCUUCUGUCAAUCGAAACCGCGGUCUUCACCAAGUCACCGGAGAUCAACAAGUCACCGUCUCCGACGCCGAAGUUGCCGGUCAGCACAUUAUAACCGAAGCAGUCGGAGGCCAGGUGGUGGGACAAUACGUCCAUCCCACGUCAGCUCCAGUUUCGUUGAAAAGUGGUGGUGAGGAUUUGGUUACAAUAGGAGAAGCACUGGAGGCUGCUGGGCUAUCUGCCGCAGAGAAACCGGUGGAACAGAGUGAUGCGGCUGCGAUACAAGCAGCAGAAGUCCGAGCAACGGGGCGUAUGGAGGUGAUGCCAGGUGGUGUGGCGGCGAAAGCUCAGGGAGCGGCCUCCCAAAAUGCGCGAACUAUGUGUGAUGAGAAGAAAACAAAGCUUGGAGAUGUGUUGACGGAUGCAAGUAGUUUGUUGCCUGAAGACAAAGUGGUGACAAGGGUGGAUGCAGAAGGGGUGAUCGGGGCGGAGAUCAGGAACCAGCCGGAGAUGGCUACAUACCCAGGUGGGGUGGCUGCGUCCAUGGCUGCAGCUGCAAGACUCAACCAGAACAAGUGACUUCAAAUAUAUAUGCAUGUAUGCAUGUGGUUUGGUUUGAUAGUGUAGUAUGGUGUGCGUUACUAGUUUGUGGACCUUCAAUAUAUGAACUGUUUUUGUAUGUGAAUUAGAAAGAAGACCUUCAAUAUAUGAACUGUUUUGUA
Molecule: messenger RNA, 898 nt
Organism: Helianthus annuus (common sunflower)
Lineage: Eukaryota; Viridiplantae; Streptophyta; Magnoliopsida; Asterales; Asteraceae
Product: late embryogenesis abundant protein D-34
Exons: 2
Coding region: 33-755 (240 amino acids)
Source: RefSeq, a predicted model, not a curated record